AUGAGCACUCAUCCUACAUCUCGACCGAAUUCUUCCCGAAGAGGUUGCUGGACAUGUAAACGGCGCCAUCGCACGUGUGAUGAAACGAAACCCUUCUGCUUACGAUGUAGACAAUAUGCAGUUGAGUGCGAGGGCUACGGUGUCAAACGAGUGGCCUUCCGGUCGGCAAAGAAAAAGAAUACAAACAAGGAUGACGACUCUGAAAACUCACACCAGCCGCUGACGACUGUUACUGGGACAUCACCAUUUCCAUCUACGUCUUCAGAAAUCUCAUCGCCUUCACUUUAUUCACCUUUAUCCAAUCCGGUCAUACUUUCAUCCACACCAAUUGACUACCACCAGCGCAGACUAUUGAACCACUUCCUUAGCGAUUUUGCGCCCCUACGAUCUUUGUCUCCUCUCCAAAAUAUUUUCGAAGAGGAUAUUGCUCCUCUUGCUCUGGGUCACCAUCACGUUCGUACAGCCAUUGUCGCAGUGAUAUCGGCUUUACAGCAAGGCCGCCAUUCUACCCCUCAUCCUCAAAUGCGACACAGCGUUAAUGCAUUUCAGCAUUAUGAAGAAGCUGUGCGAUUACUCCGACAGUCAGUUGACCGCUUCGAGAAAGGACAAGAACUCAUCAGCUCUUCUCAGGGGAAUUCUACAGAUGAUAUGCAUGCCUGUUUGGCCGCUGCUUAUCUACUUACAUGGUUCGAGGUAUUAGUGUAUGAUCCUCAGAAAUGGGUGAUUCAUCUUGAAGCACUAUGCGGUCUAAUCAACAGGAGCGGCCCAUCACUGAUCCAGACAACAUUCGGUCGACGUCUAGUUCAUGCUGUCGCAAGACUAGACUGUCAGAAUGCACUAUCCAACCGCGGGCGACCUCUGUUGGAUAACUUCUGGUACGAAACUCUCGAAUCAGACAUCAUAUAUAUGCCGAUCACGGUGACGGAUAAUAUGGGAUAUAUGGGAUUUACAGAAACGGGACUAGAAGCAAUGGCUGUGGAAUACUGCAGAAAUCUACAUGGGUUGCUUGGAGCAGCUGCCUUUUUGAGUUAUGAAUGGACUAGCGAUACGCCGCGGGUCACGGGUGAUAGUCUGAGAGAACGGGUUCUCCAUGUUCUUAAUCGUUUGUUUUUAUGGUAUCGGUCGUUGCCAAUCGCUCUACGCUGGCCUGAAGACAUUGGCAGUAACCCAAUCAACAUCGAAACACUGUCUGGCCAAGAACACUUUGGAGAUUUUUAUGAGACGGAGACGACUUUCUCUCAUGAAGAUACACACGAUAUCAAUGACCGCCAGUUAAGAAGGCGUACCCAUCUGCAAAAGAUGAUACUUUUACAUUACUAUGCAAUCCGUGUCCACUUGUAUCACAUCCUAGACCCGGUACGCACCCCAAGAUUAAUGCAAUUGUCCAUCAAUCUGGCACAGAAAUGUCUCUACAUCAUCCGUGCCCUCGACAACAAUUUCUCCUUUCCCACCUCUCGGGCGGAAGAUAUGGCCACUCAAGGAAAAAAGAAGACAUCAACAACAAACAAAACACCACACAAUACAAAACCAUCCCAAUAUCCAAGCGAUAUGCCAGUGUCCUUUGUCUUCGCUUGCAUCGGUGUAGUCCUCAGAGAUCCGUCUCAACGAGAAUGGAUCAGCAAAUACCUCAUGCAAUUAGGCCGCGAAGGUAUCUGGUGCGGUUAUGAAAGAGCACUCUGCUUACAUGCCUGGUGGAGAAGCGACAAUGCCAUAACCGGGUAUGGCGAGGAAACACCAAACACCAAAAGACUUAUAAAAUCAAUCCCACAUCGACAUGAAGUCCCGAAUGGGUCACUGGCGACUUGGACUCCGGAAAUGGGUAUGGGUGUGGAUAUAUUAUAUGAGAAUCUGGCGACGGGUGAAACUGGGUUUGAUCGAUAUCAUUUCAGUGGAUAUAUAUACAUUCACAGCCUGGAGCAACGGACCGGAGCAACGGACCCUUAG
Talaromyces marneffei is the source of this 1944-nucleotide messenger RNA. RefSeq lists its product as uncharacterized. Gene Ontology annotation, molecular function: DNA-binding transcription factor activity, RNA polymerase II-specific; zinc ion binding; transcription cis-regulatory region binding. NCBI's taxonomy places the organism in Eukaryota, Fungi, Ascomycota, Eurotiomycetes, Eurotiales, Trichocomaceae. The record is from RefSeq and is a predicted model, not a curated record. Gene Ontology annotation, cellular component: nucleus. The coding region runs from base 1 to 1944 and encodes 647 amino acids. The transcript is spliced from 4 exons. Gene Ontology annotation, biological process: positive regulation of transcription by RNA polymerase II.